Mangifera indica (mango) is the source of this 3771-nucleotide messenger RNA. Its product is annotated as SAC3 family protein A. Gene Ontology annotation, cellular component: nucleus. The record is from RefSeq and is a predicted model, not a curated record. The coding region runs from base 400 to 3435 and encodes 1011 amino acids. The transcript has 13 exons. Lineage: Eukaryota; Viridiplantae; Streptophyta; Magnoliopsida; Sapindales; Anacardiaceae.
ACACGCCCCAACGUAGAAACCCACUUCAAUCUCUCUCGCUCUCUCUUGUCCGAUACGGAAAAAAAAUAAAAGGAAAAAUUAUUUCCUUUCUCUUUAUCUGGGUCUCCGUCUGGUUUGACUGCGUCCUACUUUCUUCUUCAUUCACUAUUUUUUUUUUUUCCGAAUAAAAAAAAUUCUAAAUAAAUCACACUAUUACACAUAAAGUCGUAAUUUUUUCUCUGUUUUCUUCGUUGAUUUCAUUAUAUUUGAGCCCAAGAUCUUUCAAACUGAAGUUACUGGGUUUUUUAAUUUUAUUUUUGUUUUGUUUUGGAAGGUCAAGAGUGGUUCAGUUUCAUAUUUAGGGUUUUGGUUUUUUUAUAUUCUUUUUGUACAGUGGAUUAAAAUUAGGAUGUUAAUGAGAUGAUGAAUCAAGGAGGGAAUACUCAGACCGUGGCUUCACUUGACCCUAAUUUGGUUGAGAAUCGAUACGUUGUUGAUGCUAGUCAAUCACAAACAUCAUAUCUUCCCACAACAACUGGAUCUGGAGCUGUGUCAUGGAAUACACAUGUUGUAGAUAAUCACUCCAUAGAGAAUGGAAGUCUUCCAAAUUCCACUUAUCACCAUGAGCAACAGACAGAACCGCUUGUAAGGAAUGUUCAAGAGGGAGUAAAUGCGACAUCUGUAGCAAGUUCAUCAAAUUCAGGAACAACUGCUGUAUCACAAGAUUACAGUGGCUAUACUCCUUACCUAAAUUCUAGUGAUCCAUAUAGUUAUGGAAACACUGGAUACCCAGGUUACUAUAGCAGCUAUCAGCAGCAACCUAACCACUCGUACUCCCAGCCUGUAGGAGCAUAUCAAAAUACAGGUGCUCCUUAUCAGCCUAUAUCUUCGUUUCCGAAUUCAGGGUCUUAUCCUGGGUCUGCAAGUUAUUCAGGCACUUACUACCAUCCUGGUGAUUAUCAGAAAGCUGGAAGUUACCCAAGUAGCAGUUACAAUAAUCAGUUGAACUCAUGGAAUGAAGGCAAUUAUGCAAAUUAUAAUCCUCAUCAAUAUACAAACUACCCUGCAGAUGCAAGUGGCACUUACAAUUCUGGUACUGCAGCUGCGCCUGCGCCGUCACUGCAAUAUCAACAACAGUACAAUCAAUGGACAGAUUAUUAUGGUUCAACAGAAGUUAGCUGUGCUCCAGGGACAGAGAAUAUGCCCGUUGCUACUGCUUCUAACCAAGUUACUGCUCCUGGUGGUACAGUUGGUUACCAAACUACAAACAGCCAGCCUCCCACUACUUAUCCUUUGCCCUGGCAGCAGGAUUCAAGUUCAUUGCAAAUGCCUGUAUUACAGCCAACUGCACCAAUCAAUGGUUCUCAUGAUAGUUACUGGAAACAUGGUGCUCCAAGUUUCCAAAAUCAUCAUCUCAGUCAUUUGCAGUCUCAGUUGCAAAAGCCUAUGGAGUCAAAAACUCUUUAUGAUAAUUUUCAGGAGCAACAAAAAGUUGCAUGUCCUCAAGGACCCAAUUCGCCUUAUCCCACUGCUCAGCAGGCACCUCAAAAUUUUCAAUCACCACCUGUACAGACUUCUUUAUUGGAUAAUCGAAGGGCAAGCAACUUGCAGAUUCCUACAAAUCCUAGAAUUGCUUCAAAUUUGGCCAUAGGUUUACAGAAAACCAACAAGGAUAGCUCAGCCACUACUGCUGCAAAACCUGCUUAUGUCUGCAUUUCGAUGCCAAAACCAAAUGAGAAAGUGUUGUCUAAUGAUGCUGCUGAUUCAAUACUCAAGCCUGGUAUGUUCCCUAAAUCACUACGUGGUUAUGUUGAAAGAGCCUUGGGUCGAUGUAAAGAUGAUACAGAGAUGGCAACUUGUCAAGCUGUCAUGAAGGAGAUAAUUACUAAGGCAACAGCUGAUGGGACACUCUACACACGAGACUGGGAUACCGAGCCUCUUUUUCCUUUACCUAAUGGGGAAAUGGUCAACAAAGACAGUUUGCAGAAUUCAACUCCUGUUUCUGCACUAUCAAAGUAUAAGAGGAGUCCAAGUAGACGAACCAAAAGUAGAUGGGAGCCUUUACCGGAGGAAAAAUCAAUUAACAAGUCAGCUUCUGCCAGUAAUGACGCGGUAAAAUUUAGUGGCUGGACUCAUUCCAAUGAGAAGGAUAAAAAGCCUUUUUGUGGGAAUAUGAGCAAGGAGAAUGGCUUGAGUAAUAUUAAAAUUCUUCUGUCUGAGCAGAAAUCUGCAAAUAAAAGUACCCAGAGGCCAGUUAAGAGGCAGCGUGUUGCAGCUGAUGGUUUUAAUGCACUAGACAAUGGUGAUGCAUCAAGUGAUAGUGAUAAGGAACAAAGUUUAACAUCAUAUUAUUCUGGUGCUAUAGCACUGGUUAAUUCACCAGAGGAAAGAAUGAGACGUGAAAAUCGUUCAAAGCGUUUUGAAAAAGGCCAAGGAAAUCGAGUAGAAACUAAUCACUUCAGGCCUAGAAUUGCUGGUGCUGGAAACUUGUAUGACCGGAGGGCAAGUGCCUUGGUGAUUAGCAAAAACUAUGAAGAUGGUGGCAGCAGGGCUGUGGAAGACAUUGAUUGGGAUGCAUUGACUGUUAAGGGGACCUGCCAGGAAAUUGAGAAACGUUAUCUCCGUCUCACUUCCGCACCUGAUCCUUCCACUGUGAGACCAGAAGAAGUGUUGGAAAAAGCUCUGCUUAUGGUUCAGAAUUCACAAAAGAACUACCUUUACAAAUGUGAUCAGCUGAAGUCUAUUCGUCAAGAUCUAACUGUGCAACGGAUACGCAAUCAUCUAACAGUUAGAGUUUAUGAAACUCAUGCUCGAUUGGCGAUAGAAUAUGGAGAUUUGCCCGAAUAUAAUCAGUGCCAAUCUCAGCUGAAAAUCCUUUAUGCGGAAGGAAUUGAGGGAUGCCAGUUGGAAUUCUCUGCUUACAACUUACUUUGUGUUAUCUUACACUCAAACAAUAAGAGGGAGCUCUUACUAGGGAUGUCAAGAUUAUCAAAUGUUGCAAAGGAGGAUGAGGCUGUUAAGCAUGCCCUUGCAGUACGUGCAGCGGUUACUUCAGGGAAUUAUGUUAUGUUCUUCAGACUAUACAAGACUGCGCCUAACUUGAACACUUAUUUUAUGGAUCUGUAUGUAGAAAAGAUGCGUUUUAAGGCUGUAAGCUGCAUGUCUCGGUCAUAUCGUCCUAUGGUACCUGUUUCAUACAUUGCUCAGGUCUUGGGCUUCGCAAGUGUCAAUGAAGGAUGUGAUGAAAAGGACACGGAUGGAGUAGAGGAGUGUGUGGAGUGGCUGAAGGCACAUGGUGCAUCUCUUGUUGCAGACAAUAAUGGAGACUUGCAAGUUGAUGCAAAGGCUUCGUCAUCUUCACUGUUCAUGCCAGAACCAGAAGACGCUGUGUCCCAUGGAGACAGUAAUCUUGCAGUAAACGAUUUUCUAACACGGGCAUCCUCAUCAACAAGCUGAUUGUUUACUUAAUCGAUUCAAUUGACAGCUUAACCAAAUAGGUGCGGCACCAACUACAAGAAGGAGAAGGAGCCUGAACUUUCUGAUGGAUUGUCUGUAACUUGUAGAGAAGGUAUAGAUCACAGCCGUAUUAAGUGUUGUUGGUACAGAAUCAGAAUUCAAAUUCCCCUGGCAGAGGGAGGGGCAUUGUAGCUUUUUAUUGGAUUUCAAUUUUUUUUUUAUAUGAAAUUCGUCAUUCUUUCUGGUGAAGAAUUGACAUAUCAGAUUUAUUUUGUUCCACUUGGAUUCGGAAUAACAAAUCAAAUGCAUGGUAAAGAAGAAAUAAGCAAGGUUAAU